Theobroma cacao (cacao) is the source of this 1361-nucleotide messenger RNA. Its product is annotated as putative F-box protein At3g23950. The record is from RefSeq and is a predicted model, not a curated record. Lineage: Eukaryota; Viridiplantae; Streptophyta; Magnoliopsida; Malvales; Malvaceae. Gene Ontology annotation, molecular function: protein binding.
GAAAUUAUAUUACUAUGGAUGUAGCAAAGCGUGAAAAGAGUUGCAAAGCUAAUGCACCAUCACCAUCAGGUUAUUCUGCUUCUGAUAAUCUGGAUGAGAGUCUCUUGCUAGAAAUUUUUUGUCGACUUCCUUGCAAAAGCGCUCAUCGGUUUAAGUGCGUCUCCAAGCGUUGGUUCUCUAUAAUUUCCGAUUCAUAUUUCAUUCAACGGUUGUUAUUGGCUCAUCCACAGCCCCCACCUUUCACACUCUUGUUCAAGUAUGAAAGCAAUGAUCAGCAAAAGAUGAAGGUUCUGAUCACGUCCAAAGAAGCGGUAUUCCGAUCUCAGGGAUUCAGUUUGAGCUUCCUUCCGUGUUUCAAAGCCAACGAAAAGGACCCUGUUAACAUCAUAGCUUCCUGCAACGGCUUACUAUUGUGCAGUUCUGCUGCAACUAAGGCUUGUCCCACUGUUUACUACAUUUGUAAUCCAUUGACCAAGCAAUGGUUUGCUCUUCCUCCUGUUUAUCACUGCAAUCAAGAGGCCUAUUCCGGGUUAAUCUGUGAAAACGAAGGAGGAGCAAAGGGAGGAAACGGCACUUUUUCAAUUAAUGAUCAAUAUAAGUACCGAGUAGUUUGCAUUGUUAGACACUCUAAGACUGAUUUGGCUGUGAAAAUCUUUUCCUCUGAGACUGGCAUAUGGAAGGAAAUAUUUCGCAGAUACCGGGAUUACUAUCCUAUGGUUUACUUACACCAUCAGGCCAUUGCAUAUGAGGGAGUGCUUCACUGGUGGAGUCCAUUGAACCGUAGCUUUGUUACAUGUGAUCCGUACAACAAAGAUGGAAAUCUGAGAUUCUCUUUCGCUUUAAACUAUGCGGCCAUGGACUUGGCGUUUGAAGAAUGUCCAGGAGUUUGCAAGGGCCGUUUGCGCUUAUGCCAGCAAUUACUGAGUCUGACAGAGGGAUUUUCAAUAAUAAGAGUUUGGAACCUCGAAGAAGACCACGAUGGAGGCAAAUGGUGCUUGAAGCAUGAAUUUUUUUUGCAUGAACUUGAGUCAGAAGUUACUCAACUUGUUGAAUAUGCAAGGUGCUGUUCAGUGCCUCGUUUCCGAUUGCUAAGCGUUGACCCGUACGAUGAGAACAUUAUAUAUAUGUCUUGUCUUGGCUCUAUCGUUUCAUGCAACAUGGAAGGGAAGACCCUGGAAAUUGUCUCUGAAUAUCCAGCUGCAGAUGGAAAUUCUCAACAGAGUCGUGCCUACCCAUUUCAUCUCCCAUGGUGGCCAACUCCAGUUCCAUCAUAUAUAAACUAGGUCUCGCUUCAUCCAUUGUUGGAUAGCGACAUAAUAGUUUCUAAUUACUAUUUUAUUAUCCUAAUAUUAGGCCUUUAC